Molecule: messenger RNA, 2875 nt
Organism: Pseudophryne corroboree (corroboree frog)
Lineage: Eukaryota; Metazoa; Chordata; Amphibia; Anura; Myobatrachidae
Gene: ENTPD4
Product: ectonucleoside triphosphate diphosphohydrolase 4
Exons: 13
Coding region: 310-1944 (544 amino acids)
Biological process (GO): UDP catabolic process
Cellular component (GO): Golgi apparatus
Molecular function (GO): UDP phosphatase activity; GDP phosphatase activity
Source: RefSeq, a predicted model, not a curated record
UCUCGCGAGAUAUAGGCAGGUGUCCGGUUGCUAGGGCCGCCCGGCUAGCGGCCUGUGACAGGGGAGCCGGCUUCUGAGGCGGCCGUAGCGUGUACACCCCCAACCCAAACUCCUCCCCAGGGAGAGCAGCCUGUCUGGCUGCAGUGACGUGUCUUUCACCUGGCGGAGGCGGCGGUGACAGCACCGGGGCUGGCGAGGAAGGUAAAGAACAUGGGUAAUGUUACAUCGAAACAAGCGCGGUAAUACAGGUGCAGCCAUGGGUUGAAUAUUGAAGCUUUCCGUGUCCUCAUCGCGCUUUACCUCUCUAAAAUGGGAAGACUGAGCAUAUCGUGCCUCCUCCCAGCUUCCUGGCACUUUAGCAUAUCCCCCGGGGGCUGCCCGCGUGCCCUGAAUACCACCCUACGUCAGCUGGUGGUAAUUGGUGCAGUGACUGCCAUCUUGUUGUUGCUGAUCUACUCUCUACUGUUGGUCAGGACCAAGUACAGCCUUUCCCAGCGAGACAGGAAAUAUCACAGGUACCUGGCUCGUGUUACUGAUAUGGAGGCCACUGACACCAACAACCCCAACCUUAACUAUGGCGUGGUGGUAGACUGUGGCAGCAGUGGCUCGCGGAUCUUUGUGUAUUGCUGGCCUCGUCAUAAUGGCAAUCCACAUGACCUGCUGGAUAUUAAGCAAAUGAGAGACCAGAACAGAAAGACUGUGGUCAUGAAGAUCAAACCAGGUAUUUCGGAACUUGCCACCACCCCAGAGGAAGCCAGUGGCUACAUAUCUCCAUUGCUCAACUUUGCAGCUAGCCAUAUUCCCCGGGAUAAGCACAAAGAGACCCCCCUGUAUAUUCUCUGCACUGCAGGGCUCCGGAUCCUGACUGAGAGCCAGCAGGAGGCCAUACUUGAAGAUCUGCGAACAGAUAUUCCUGUACGCUAUGACUUUCUCUUCUCUGACUCCCACGCAGAGGUCAUCUCAGGGAAGCAGGAAGGAGUGUACGCCUGGAUUGGCAUCAACUUUGUCCUUGGCCGCUUUGAUCACAUAGACGAUGAAGACGACGCAGUAGUGGAGGUUAAUGUACCUGGCAGCGAUAACAAGGAUGCCAUCUUCCGCAAGCGGACAGCGGGCAUCUUGGACAUGGGCGGAGUCUCUACUCAGAUCGCAUAUGAAGUACCUAAAAGUGUAAGCUUUGCCUCCUCCCAGCAGGAAGAGAUGGCUAAGAACCUGCUGGCAGAGUUCAACCUUGGCUGCGAUGCCCACGAGACCCAGCACGUGUACAGGGUGUACGUGGCCACUUUCCUGGGCUUUGGGGGCAAUGCUGCUCGGCAGAGAUAUGAGGGUUAUAUCUUCUCCAGCACAAUGGAGAAGAACAGGCUUCUAGGAAAGAAGGUGGGUCUGUCUCCAGAUGUGCCAUACAUGGACCCAUGCCUUCCUUUUGAUAUCCCAGAUAAGAUUCAGCAGGAGGGACAGACCAUGUUCUUGCGUGGUACGGGUGACUUCAGUCUCUGCCGCCGGAUCAUCCAGCCUCUCAUGAACUUGUCCAAUGAGACACAGACUACCUUAAAUGGCAUUUACCAGCCCCCACUGCCCUACCACAACAGCGAGUUCUAUGGCUUCUCAGAGUUCUACUAUUGCACAGAGGAUGUUCUGCGUAUGGGGGGAGACUACAAAUCAGUCCGCUUCCUACGAGCAGCACAGGAUUACUGCGCAACAAAAUGGUACGUUUUAAAAGAAAGGUUUGAUCGUGGCCUGUACGCAUCACAUGCCGACAUGCACAGGCUGAAGUAUCAGUGCUUCAAGUCUGCCUGGAUGUAUGAGGUUUUUCACACUGGCUUCUCGUUCCCUGCCAAUUACAGCAGCCUAAAGACUGUCCUGCAGGUGUAUGAUAAGGAGGUACAGUGGACGCUGGGAGCCAUCUUGUAUCGCACACGCUUCCUGCCACUGAGUAACCAUGCUUAGGACAAAAUCCAUUUGGAGUGGUGACGUCAGCCUGAAUCCAUCUGGAAAGACAGAUUCCAGCUGUGAGGAAAGUAAGAAAUGUAACGCCAGCUCUGUCUUUGUUAUUCUCUGCCCAGCUCUAACUGCUCUUCCACACUCCCCAUCAUCUCCCAGCUCCUGGAAGAGAGCCUCCUCCUCCAGCCCCAUUCUCAUGUCUGUGUGUUUAGCCUCUUCUCCUCUCAAGUUUCUACCUGUAUUCUGCUCCCUGGCCUCCUCAUCCAGCCUCCCUCUCCUGUCUGUGUGCUCAGCCUCUUCUCUCAAGUUUCUACCGGUAUUCUGCUCCCUGGCUUCCUCGUCCAUGUCCAGCCUCACUCUCCUGUCUAUGUGCUUAGCCUCUUCUCUCAAGUUUAUACCUGUACUCUGCUCCUUGGCCGCCUCCUCCAGGCCCACUCCCCCGUCUGCUCAUCCUCUUCUCCUCUCAAGUUUCUACCUGUACUCUGCUUCCUGGCCUCCUCUUCCAGAACCACUCUCCUGUCUAUGUGCUCAGCCUCUUCUCCUCUCAAGUUUCUACCUGUACUCUGCUCCCUGGCCUCCUCUUCCAGAACCACUCUCCUGUUUAUGUGCUCCGCCUCUUCUCCUCUCAAGUUUCUACCUGUACUCUGCUCCCUGGCCUCCUCUUCCAGAACCACUCUCCUGUUUAUGUGCUCCGCCUCUUCUCCUCUCAAGUUUCUACCUGUACUCUGCUCCCUGGCCUCCUCCUCCAGCCCCACUCUCCUGUUUAUGUGCUCAGCCUCUUCUCUCAAGUUUCUACCUGUACUCUGCUCCCUGGCCUCCUACUCACAAAUACACUUGAAGUUCAUGUGUGUGCAAUUUUUUUUUCUUUUUAAAUGUCUUCCCCUCUGUUUAAUUUAUAAUUUUAUUUAAAGUAAAGAAAAACACCAUAAUACUUGGA